Durusdinium trenchii is the source of this 4057-nucleotide messenger RNA. The record is from the annotation of a GenBank genome assembly. NCBI's taxonomy places the organism in Eukaryota, Dinophyceae, Suessiales, Symbiodiniaceae.
AAUUUCAGAACCCAACGAGUUCAGCAUGGGCGCUACUGUCCAUGCAUGGAAUCUAUUGCUGGGCGCAGUCCUUGUUGACAUGGUGCGCUGCGACACAGGACUUUGGUGCUCUUUUGGAGGCAGAAGAUGCAGACGUUGGGAUUUUGCAGCCAUUGACGAGUCAUGAGUCGUCUGUGGAUUGGCCUUUAGGAGACCUGGAUGGCGCCUCGUUGAGGCUCCGUUUCCGAACGCCUCUGGUCGACCUGAACCGCCAAGUCGUUUUGACCCUGGCUGAGAAAGAUCAGAUCAUACUGCGGGUGCUGUGGGCAUGGCAGGAGGACUCCGCAGUUCAGCGGCGGGAGGAGACCGUGGUCAUCCUGGGGAAGAACUGGCUGGCCCCGGGCUCCUUUUGCAAGCUGGAAUUGCACAUCUCUUUGCAGGACACUUAUUUGAAGAUCAAUGAGUUCAAUCUUGGUUCGCUUCAAUUGCCCAUAUCGAAAAAUUCGUCUCUUCAGCUGCAUGUUGGUAAAGCAGUGAAAGCUGCAGAUGUGGAUUUUCUGGGACAUCUCUUUGAGGUGGCCACUUGGAGAGGCCACGCGCCCGUUCGCCGGGCUUGGCGCCCGCAUUCGUGCCCGAACCUCCAGGUGUCUCUGUGGCUGAACCUGCGGGCGAGGGCCAUGCAGGUGCUUCAAUGCGCCUUUUCCCCGGCCUGCACAUUGAAAUCGGCACCUGGUAGGUAUUUACUGACCAUGGCCGACGAAAUUCUGGAUCGCGACCUGGGAGACCUUUCCGAGGUGAAGAACCAAUGUCCGGUGGGAUUCGCCUUGGCGCAUGCUGUGUCGCUCUUCUUUGGAUAUCUCAUGGAAGGUGAUCCCAUGCAGACCUAUGGAAGUGUGAAAUUUGCGGCUCGGCUUCUGAACCUGAACGAAACGAGCAAGGAGCACAUAUUCGGUGGAACUAGGCCGCUGCUUUGGCUACGGCUCCUGGGAGCCCUGUCUCGGCGACGGAUCGUUGACCUCCUCAACAUGCCCUCAAUCUCAGGUCCGACCUCGUUGCGUGGCGCCUUUUGGAUCAGCGCUGGUGGGAAUCACUCCGUUUCACAUCUUCACGUGAAGGAGGUUGAAGCUGGUGUGGCUUCAAGGUUGUGCUUCGAGAUUCGCCACGAGUCCGACCACCUGGCGCUUCUUCGGAACUCGGUGGAGACCUUGGCGACGGCAGGACUUUUUGCCAGGGGUGGCAAACUUGUGGUUCGUCUUCGAGGAUGCGCAGGCGCUUGGUCAGACCCAGGUGCUCCUCAGGGCUGGUACUUAUGGUGGCUUCAGCGGCGCUUUGGGAGCAGCGCUUUGGUGCUUUGUGACAUGAAGGCGCAUGGCUGUGAAGGUCUCACAGUGCUUCUUCAUAGCAGUUGGCAUUUGCUGCCGUUUCGGUCUGAACAUGUGUGGAGGAAGCUGAGGGAAGCAGCGGAGCUUUUGAACGGAGGCCCCGAGAUCUUCGCCGUGUCCUUGAUGGAGAAGUCCAUGCAAGGCCUUUCUGCCCUUGGACGUGGAGGAAGUGCACUGCAGCGACACUCCGAUUGGAAGACCUUUGUGCUGGCAGCUCCUGCUUUGUCUCGAGAUUGGAACUUCAAAGAAGCCGCACGCACACUGACAGACAUUUACAACUUGUUUGCAGAGACUGGAGCCAAUUCGACGUAUUGGUCGGUGCAGGAGAUGGUGGAGGCCGUGCAGUGGUGCGCCCAUCCUCAGCCGCCUUUCCCCCGUUACCCUUGCGCCCCAAGAUCAUGGUGGACCAAGGAGCUUCCCGGUGGUUCGGAGAGUGAGGAGGAUGUUUGGUUGCUGAGAUCGCCCAACUCAGGUUCGGGUGACCGCAUCGCCUUGUCCAGUGGAUUGUUCCAGAAGACUGACGGGACCAGCUAUGACCACUCAACCUCUGCAAAAUCAGCCCUCGGCAUACCUCCAUGUUAUGCUUGCCACCAGGCUGAGCUGAACUCGAAGCCUUUCACCUUGUACAUCUCGGUGCUGGAUGUCUUGGGUCCCUGCCGUGAGCUCUUCAGCAACCUGGUGCUGGACACCUUGGAGGCUUUGCAGUUCGCAUCCUUUCAGGGACCAGAGGUUGUUCUGGUCGAGCCUUUCAUUUCCAAUGCCGUGUGGAGGCAAUUUGGAGAAGGAGAUGCUGAGCUGCUGCACAAGGCCAAGCCAAAUGCCAGCAUCUACAAGUUCUGGAACGAGGCAGGUGCUUGUGGAUUGCGCUUUGGCAGCGUGACCCCCUUUGGAGAUCUUUUUGAUUGGCGACAUCUCACUCAGUGGCUGAUGGAGGUGCGUGGAAUCAGAGGGCAAAUCUCCUGGGAGCAGUUCCUGAGGGAGACAGGUGGACAAAUUGAUGUCCUUGCCAUGCAAGCACCGCACGUGGACGACGGCAAGUCUUUGCCCUGCGCCGAUUCCAAAGAAGAAGCCACGCUUCGCUUCUAUCAGACGGAGCUCCGGGUACGGCGUCGAGUGUGUGUGCGAAGCACCAAGCACACGCAGGGCUUUGAGCUGCGCUUCUUGGAUGACGGUCGCCUCGCGGAAGUGGUGCAAAGCGCUGUUGCCCAAGCCAAGUCUGAACGGAAGACCUGGACAGCAGUUGGCUUGUAUCUCUACUGGGUCGAGGGUGCUGAAAGGGCAAGACUUCACCCUGGUCGCUAUGGCCUUUUGUCAUCUCACACCUUCUACACGUCGAUCUGGACCGGGCUGCGCUUUGCUCCAGCGAUCCUACGGCGUGCAGCGGUGGUCGCCCAGCAGAUGGGCUUGUUGCUUCGGACAAGGACGCAGAGCCGCGCCGGAGCCUUUUUGGCCGUGCACUGGCGCAAGGGCGACUGGUUCCUGGGGCCACACCCUCGCAAGCUGGAGCAGGCCCAGUUGGCCGAGCCCGGAGCCUUUGCGCUGCGGCUCAAGUCCUUCCUGCAAGAGACGAAGCUCCAGAGGUUAUUUCUGAUGAGCAAUGCAGCGCCAGGAAGUGAGGCCGUGGCGAAGCUGAGGGAUGAGCUGAAUGGGACAGCUGAGCUUCUACAGGCCCCAUUUCUUCCGGGUCAAGAGAACAAUCUGCGACAGCUGUGUGUGGAAAUGGCGAUCGCCUCGGCUGCAGACUUCUUUGUGGCGUUUGGGGACGGCCUGAUUCAAGGGCAUGUGUCAAUGCCAUCGCUGCUGGUGCUGCAGAUGAGGAGCUGGACUUCAAAGCGGAAAGAAGCGCUCAACAGAGUUAGGGUUUGGCCUGAUUUAACGUUCUUCAACAGCAGCAGAGUAGAGGCGUAGCCCGCCGCCUAGAGCCGAGCUGUUCUAAAUGCAAGCAGAGAUUGGAUCUGAUGGAUCGAUGCCGGGCCACGAAGCGAGACCUGAGCUGAAUCAGGCCGAGCCGAAGUCGAACGCUCCAGCGAGCGCUUAGCUCGCUGGGGUCUUUUUGGAUGUCGACCGACCGGCUGGGAACGUCGAGUUCUGCGCCAAUGGUAGGCAGGGAUUUGGGUGUGCAUGUAGUUGAACAUAGGGAGACCUGGUCUAUUUCCCUUCUUGUACAGAUCUAACACACAUGCUACCUUGCGAGACCAGCUGAAGCCUAAUGACUCCACAGAAGUGGGUGCCAUACCCAGCAGUCCCCACGCCGUUCGCAGAGCAUGCGCUGGGUACGAUAAAGGAGCCCUGCAGACCAGUCCCUGCAAGACCGGACCCUGAGGAUUCCAUCUCUCGUUCGAUAUGGCCAGGUGCCAUGCUUCCUGGCAUAGCCGACCAUCGAGAUGACCAUGUGACAGGGUCAGUGACACAACACUGAACCUGUGGAUUUGUGUAUUACAGUAUAUAUAUAUAUACAUUAAAUAAUAGGGAGACCUCCCAAUUCAAACCCAAGAAAGAAGGACACUAGACCCGUCUACCCAGCCAGGCGGCCCAGGGGAUCUCCCUCUCCAAAUGCACAUCUUGACGUGGAAUUGACCAGGACCCACGCCGAGUCCUGGCCAAUCGACUCCAACGCCUUCUCCUUUGCGAGUCCGGAGCUCUUCGGCAGCGACUGGCUGGGACUUUGAGCAGAUCGGGUCCAUGAAGAGAGCUGG